AUGAAACAAGGUUUGACAAUUCUUACUAAAGUUCCAUUGACUUCGGAAUUUAUACCAAUUCGACACGUACUUUUCAGAUUUUUCGAAUUACCGUGUGUAUUGAACGAUACCUUGAAAUACAUCAAAUCAUUAGAGAAGCGUGAAAUUAUUCAUAAUUAUUUUGAAUUAGCGCUAAUAUUAGGAGAUAAUUUAGGUCUCCAUGAGUUGUUUGGCUUGGUAGAGAGCUUUUCCGCUAAUUAUUUCUGUCGCUUUUGUCUAAUUAAUAAAAAUGAUAUUAAUAAAGUAUUUAAUGAAGAAUUAUGUAACUUCCAAAAUAAAGAUAAUUACUACAAUGGUUUGUUAGUAAAUAAUGUAGCUGCAACAGGUAUAAAAGAACGGUGUUUUUUCCAUGAAUUGUCUGAAUUUCAUUUUACGGAGAAUUUAUCAGCGGAUGUAAUGCACGAUUUUUAGAAGGUGUUUGGUAAUACGAUUUGGCAUUAAUUUUUGAUCAUUUUAUAAGAAAUUCAGAUUGGUAAUUAAAUGAACUAAAUUCUUUGAUUAAC
Chelonus insularis is the source of this 542-nucleotide messenger RNA. RefSeq lists its product as uncharacterized. The transcript has 2 exons. Lineage: Eukaryota; Metazoa; Arthropoda; Insecta; Hymenoptera; Braconidae. The coding region runs from base 1 to 450 and encodes 149 amino acids. The record is from RefSeq and is a predicted model, not a curated record.